Messenger RNA from Macaca mulatta (Rhesus monkey), 1775 nucleotides. It is a transcript of the gene CLEC1A, whose product is annotated as C-type lectin domain family 1 member A. Gene Ontology annotation, molecular function: transmembrane signaling receptor activity. The record is from RefSeq and is marked provisional. Gene Ontology annotation, cellular component: plasma membrane. NCBI's taxonomy places the organism in Eukaryota, Metazoa, Chordata, Mammalia, Primates, Cercopithecidae. Gene Ontology annotation, biological process: signal transduction.
UCAGUGCCUUGCUUCCUGAACGAGCUCACAGUAGCCAGGCGGCCCAGGGCAAUCCCACCAUAUUUCACUCUCACCGCUGUAGGAAUCCAGAUGCAGCCCAAGUACAGCAGCACGAGGGACAUGCUGGAUGAUGAUGGAGACACCACCAUGAGCCUGCAUUCUCAAGCCUCUGCCACAGCUCGGCGUCCAGAGCCCCGGCGCACAGAGCACAGGGCUCCCUCUUCAACGUGGCGACCAGUGGCCCUGACCCUGCUGACUUUGUGCUUGGUGCUGCUGAUAGGGCUGGCAGUCCUGGGGCUUUUGUUUUUUCAGUACUACCAGCUCUCCAAUACUGGUCAAGGCACCAUUUCUCAAAUGGCAGAAAGAUUAGGAAAUACAUCCCGAGAGUUGCAAUCUCUUCAAGUCCAGAACAGAAAGCUUUCAGGAAGUCUGCAGCAUGUGGCUGAAAAACUCUGUCGUGAGCUCUAUAACAAAACUGGAGUGCACAGGUGCAGCCCUUGUACUGACCAAUGGAAGUGGCAUGGAGACAAAUGCUACCAGUUCUAUAAAGACGGCAAAAGUUGGGAGGACUGUAAAUAUUUCUGCCUCAGUGAGAACUGUACCAUGCUGAAGAUAAACAAACAAGAAGAUCUGGACUUUGCCAUAUUCCAGAGCCACUCUCCGUUUUUCUACUCUUAUUGGACAGGGCUUUUGCGCCCUGACAGUGGCAAGGCCUGGAUGUGGAUGGAUGGAACCCCUUUCGCUUCUGAACUGUUCGAGAUUAUAAUAGAUGUCACCAGCCCAAGAAGCAGAGACUGUGUGGCCAUCCUUAAUGGGAUGAUCUUCUCAAAGGACUGCCAAGAAUUGAAGCGGUGUAUCUGUGAGAGGAGAGCGGGAAUGGUGAAGACAGAGAGCCUCCAUUUCCCCCCUGAAACAUUAGGCGAAGGUGACUGAUUCUCCCUCUGCAACUACAAAUAGCAGAGUGAGCCAGGCAAUGCCAAUGCAAGGGCUACUUGAGACAUCAGGAAAUGGAACAUAAUCAGGAAACACUAUCUCUCUGACUAGUACAAAAUGGGUUCUCGUGUUUCCUGUUCAGGAUCAGCAGCAUUUGUGAGCUUGAGUUUAUGCACAUAUUUAAAAGUCACAAGAAGUCUUAUUUACAUGCCACCAACCAACCUCAGAAACCCAUAAUGUCAUCUACCUUCUUGGCUUAGAGAUAACUUUUAGCUUUCUUUCUUCUCAAUGUCUAAUAUCACCUCCCUGUUUCCAUGUCUUCCUUACACUUGGUGGAAUGAGAAACUUUUUGUAGAGGAAAUACAUUGAAGUAACAUCCUUUUCCCUGACAGUCAAGCAGUCCAUCAGAAAUUAGCAGUUACUCCCCAGAUUAUACCACCAAAUACACAAGGCAUUCUUUUUGUUUGUUUCAGUUCAUACUAGUCCCUUCCCAAUCUAUCAGUGAAGACCCCAUCUGCCUUGUCUAUGCCCUGUUUCCCAACAGGGAUGUCUCUUGAUAUGAGAAUCUCAAUGCCUUAUAAACAUUCCUUCCUGUGUCCAUUAAGACUCUGAUCAUUGUCUCCCUUCCAUAGGAAUUUCUCCCAGGAAAGAAAUAUAUCCCCAUCUCAGUUUCAUAUCAGAACUACCGUCCCCGAUAUUCCCUUCAGAGAGAUUAAAGACUAGAAAAAAGUCAGCCUCUUCAUCUGCACCUGUAACAGUAUCAGUUCCUAUUUUCUUCCAUUGACCCAUAUUUAUACCUUUCAGGUACUGAAGAUUUAAUAAUAAUAAAUGUAAAUACUGUG